Molecule: messenger RNA, 987 nt
Organism: Acanthosepion pharaonis
Lineage: Eukaryota; Metazoa; Mollusca; Cephalopoda; Sepiida; Sepiidae
Source: the annotation of a GenBank genome assembly
AUGUCUGUCCAAAAUCUUUUCUUCCAGUCACCUCCUUCUAUUGUUCUCUCUCUUUCCCCUACAUUUCUCCUCCUCACUCGAUUCUUUGUUGUGAGAUUUCCUCCACCCCCCCUCUCUCUCUCUCUCUCUCUUUUCCCUCUCUCUCCCCUCAAUAUUUCUUUGUUUUUCCUUUUGUUUAUUUUUAUACGAGUUUCCUCCUCCCGCUCUCUCUUUCACCCUCUCUCUCUAUGUACAUUUCACUCUUUUUCGUUGUAUUCUUUUUGUACGAGACUUCCCCCCCUUAUCUCCGUCUUUUCUCUUUCUCUCUCUAUUCCUCUACAUUUAUCUCAUUUUUAUUUUUUUUAUGUUUAUAAGAGCUUCCUUUCUUCCUUCUUUUUACCCCUCUCUCUCUCUUUCUCUCACUCUCACUCUCUCUCUAUUUCUUCCUGUAUAUGUCUCUCUUUUUCGUUUUAUUCAUUUUUAUACGAGAUUCCUCCCUUUUCUCUCUCUAUCUUUCUUUUUCUCUUUCUUUAUCUACAUUUCUUUCUUUAUCGCUUUAUACUUUUGGUACGGGAUUUACCCCCCCCCCCCUCUCUCUCUCUCUCUUCACCCCUCUCUCUACAUAUCUCUCCUCUUCAUUUUAUUUUUUUGUACGAGAUUUCCCGGUCUCUCUCUCACUAUCUCACUCUCUCUCUUCCUCUUUCUUGUAUAUUUUUUUUCGUUUUAUUCCUUCUUCUACAAGAUUUCCCCCCUCUCUCUCUCUCUCUCUCUCUCUCUCUCUCUCUCUCUCUCUCUUCUAUAUUUCUCUUUAUCGCUUUAUUCAUUUUUGCACGAGAUUUUCCCCAAUGUCUUUCUUUCUACCCCUCUCUCUCUUUCUCUCUCACUCUUUUCUAUUUCUCUUUUUUUCGUCUUCUUCACUUUUCCACUCUCUCUUUCUUACUACCUGUAUCUCUCUUUCUUUCUAACCCCCCUUUCUCUCUCUUCUAUUUUCUCUCUUUUUUCGCUUAA